UCUAUAAAAGCCGCCACCCAACCGCUGAAGAGGAAGCAGAGACAGAGCAGGACUAGUCACACUCAGAGCAGAAUACACACAAUAUUAGGACAUGAACACUCUCAUCCUCUCCUCUCUGCUGUGUUUGGUUGUUUGCGCUUUAGGUGUCCUGGGAUCCGCGGUGACGUUAUCGUCAGAGCUGAGCCAUGUGACAGAUGCGUCAGCCUUGGGGGAAGGGGAGGGGCUGCAGAGCUCUCUGGGUGAUGAGGAUGAGGAGGAACUGGAUGAAGAUAUGUCAGGAGGUACACCUACAGAUGGUUCACCCAAAGUGGUGCGUCACAGUAAGAACAGAAAAGAAAAGGGGAAAGGUCAGAAAGGAAAAGUGAAUCCAGGAAAGAGGAAGAACAAGAACAAUAGCAAAAGCACCACGGCCUUCAACCCUGAACACACAUCAGGACACACGUUGGAGUUCACGGCCGACCACCCACACCAGACGUCAGAACGUGUUACAGAGGACCCUUGUAGCUCCUCUCACCAGGCAUAUUGUAUCCAUGGAAGCUGCAAGUACAUGGCGGACCUGAGAGAGCCAGUGUGUGUCUGUGAGAAGGGUUACGAUGGUGAGCGCUGUGGCAUCCUGCUCCUACCUACAAGGACGGAUGAAGAUGAGGAGAGAAGCAUCGCUGAGGUGGUUCAGACUGUCCUGGUCAUCAUAGCUGUGGUCCUCUCCAGCAUCAGCUGCCUCGCCAUACUGCUCAUGACCUGCACACAUUACAGGACUCAUAAGAAUUUCCUGGUUGCCUACCUGGCCUCCGGCAGUGAGAAGGAACAGCUCCAGAAAACUACACCCUGUGACAUCACGGUGUGACCAUCAGCAGAGAACUUAAAGGUCUGGAACCAUAAUUUAGAACCAUGAGAACCGAGACAAUCAGAGGAGAACCUGUGCCGACUCCUGCCCAGCGGAGUGAUCUACUGAACGGACGCUACAACUCCAGACAGUAGAGCGUUCUAUAGAAGAACCAGCGUAGAACCGUCUUGAAGAACCGCAUAGAACUGCCUUGUCGUUUAUUUAUUUAAUUUGACUUAUUUAUUGAGGACAGAGCUUUGUUUUGACUGGUGUUGUGUUAGAUGUGAUUGGACCGUGAUGUUGAGCAUUCCGUCCAAUCAUUUCACUACUAAGUUAUUGCUUAUUUAUUGCCAUGCGUCUCCUAGGGAACAACAGAGAGAUACAGCUAUCGAUAAUCCUGGACAUAGAUGGAAUCUAUCGGUUCACUAAUAAAGUCCUUCAGUGUUAUGAGAAA
Messenger RNA from Salmo salar (Atlantic salmon), 1277 nucleotides. It is a transcript of the gene areg, whose product is annotated as amphiregulin. Lineage: Eukaryota; Metazoa; Chordata; Actinopteri; Salmoniformes; Salmonidae. Gene Ontology annotation, biological process: epidermal growth factor receptor signaling pathway; positive regulation of cell population proliferation; positive regulation of mitotic nuclear division. Gene Ontology annotation, molecular function: epidermal growth factor receptor binding; growth factor activity. The record is from RefSeq and is a predicted model, not a curated record.